Messenger RNA from Priceomyces carsonii, 2847 nucleotides. It is a transcript of the gene SET3, whose product is annotated as histone-binding protein. The record is from RefSeq and is a predicted model, not a curated record. The transcript has a single exon. NCBI's taxonomy places the organism in Eukaryota, Fungi, Ascomycota, Pichiomycetes, Serinales, Debaryomycetaceae. Gene Ontology annotation, cellular component: Rpd3L-Expanded complex; Set3 complex. Gene Ontology annotation, biological process: regulation of DNA-templated transcription. The coding region runs from base 1 to 2847 and encodes 948 amino acids.
AUGUCUGAUAGUACAGAGGAAGAAAAGCUUCUUCAAGAUGCAUCUGCCUUGUUGAUGUUCGCAAAUGUUGCCGCAAAGCAGCAGCAGGAACAACUUAAGAAUACUCCUCUGCCACGUAUGGAAACAUAUGGUACAGCCAGCCCUAAUAAUGAUGAUACACGGACUGACAUGAAAAAGGGUGUGGCAAAAAUUACGACUAAUUCAAUCGACCCAGCAGAUGGAUUUACGCAAAGGGAAGCAGUAACUGAUGGUCCAAGUGAUAAUCAAGUGGGGACUGAAAUCGAAACACUACUGCACGCAGAGAUUCCAACUAUUAGGUCUGCUCCACCGGUUGAAUCUAAUCCUACCAAUAAAUCAUAUGAGGAUACGACAGUAUCCAACCCUUUAUUAGAGGAACAUUUGCCUGUCAAAGGAAACUUUACGCAGACUCAUAAGAGGUCCAGUUCCACACCUGAAAUCUCUCAGACUUUAUCGAGCUAUCAAAUGCACAGGUCGCCUGGACCCGCAAACGUUGCAUUGGCGAGAGGUAUCAACUUGGAAACAGGUGAGAGGAAUAACAAAAAUGCAAUGAUAGCGGCUGCUGCGUUGGCUGCUGCGGCAGAUAUUCCCCUUCCGCUAAAACAAGUUGAGAGUAAUGAACUUAAUAUGUCUGACUCGAAGAAUGACAUGCAUGCAGAAGAUCAAUUGACUGAACCAGAGGAAGAGGACAUAACCGAAGAGGAAAUCCCCAGCGGGAGGAAACAAGAGGAAAGGUCAAAAACGAUCCCCAAUGACGUGCUGGCACUGAAUAUUGACUCUCCUAAUACUUUUAAGGUUCCCCCUUUGAACGAAUAUCAAGUAGAUCCAGAUUCAGGUCUAAUAGGGUGUAUAUGUGGUAUUGAUGAAGAUGACGGAUUCACUGUGCAAUGUGAUAUCUGUUACAGGUGGCAGCAUUGUGUUUGUAUGGGAUUUGAAUCUAGUGAUGAGGUACCUGAAGACGAAUAUAAGUGCUUUUAUUGUGACCAUAACAAGUGGGGGAAGAUCAGAGCAGAUGUAUGUCGUGAAAAUACGUUGCGUCGACUCGAUGCCGAAAGAUCGGUAGACAAUCGUAAGCCGAAUAAUGGAAAAAGAAAACAGUCUACGGGAAAAUCAGAGAAGCAAGACAAAAGAAAAAAGUCUAAUGUGACAUCAGAAACUUCUGCAAAAGACUUGCCAGAUAGUAUGUCUAAAAAUCGGAGUUUGGGGUCCCCCAUACCUCCUGCGAAACUUAGUGUUGAUAUAGAGCCAGAUAAUCUCCCAAAUCCAAACAAUGAAUUGUUGAAUGACGGAUCUACUGCAGAAGCAUACCAGUCUGUCUAUUAUAAAUUGCUUCAGAAUGAUUAUAAGACAACCCUUAUAAAGGAGCUUCUUGAAAAGAGUGGCAAUAAAUUUUUUCAAGAGCACAAGCUGUCUAAAAAUAGUUUGCUGACUCAUGCUCAGUUUAUGUCUCCAACUCAGUUUGAUUCCAUUAAGUUUAGUAAAAUAAUUCUUCCAAACCAUGAAAUGUUCAAAUCUCAAGCAGAUAUCAAGACUACAAGCAAGGGAUUAAAUAAGACUAGUAUUCAAGUUAAAUCCUAUAACGAAAACCAGAAACUGAGAUUUAAUGGAAUUUCCAAGCUAGGCCUUUUCAUCAAGAGAGAACACUGGUCUGGUGAUGAAGAGUAUGUGAUACCUCAAGAUACUCCCAUUAUUGAAUAUUUAGGUGAAGUUGAUUAUUUUGAUAACUACGCAAAGGAUCCAAUCAAUCAAUAUUCCAGUUGGGGAACGACAAAGCCUAAAGUCGUAAGAACAAGUCUUGAUCUUGAAAACAAAAUAGACCUUAUCAUUGACUCAAGAUUUGUAGGAAACGAAUCCAGAUUUAUCAGGAAGUCAUGUCCCUCCUCUUCGAAUUGCAAACUUAAUAAAAUUUACAUUCCUUCCACUAAAAGUUUCAAAUUCAUUAUAGCUACUUCUAAACCAAUCAAGCUAACCGAUACUAAUGAAGAAGAGUUACGGUUGGAGUGGGACUGGGAUUCAAAUCACCCGAUUUUGAAGUUUUAUGAAAAUGAGAAUUUAAAAUUUGAUCAACUUUCUGAUAGUGAUAAAUCUUUUUUAAUAACAAAUACCGACAAAAUACUCCACUUCGUCGAAUGUGGGUGCUCUACAUCUGCUUCGAAUGCAAAUUGUGCGUUGUUUAAAAUAAAGAAAGCAACGUCUUAUUUAAUGCGUUCUACCAGAAAAGCUGCUUCAAUCAGUAAUGUAAAUUUGAAUAAAUCGAAGGAAGAACUCUUCAGUCAAGAAAAGCCACCGGUGUAUCGUUCAUGGAAAGAGCGUUUAGAUGACAGGGAUGAAACUAUUCAAAUGAAGUUAUCUAUAACUACGGAUGAAAAGAAAGAAAGUGACCAGGAAGAACACUGCGCCUUGGAUACUGAUUCUGGUAGUCAUGAAGUUGAAGAAAAGUCGAUUUUCUUUCAUGUUCCUUAUAAGCAACAGCUUAUCUCUCGGACAAACAUUCGAGGUGUCAGUUAUAGCCGGGGAAAUAAGAAAAUAGAUACCCGGUUUCUCGAAACAAAGGGUAUACCUGUCCCCAUAUCAUCUAAAUUGUACGAUAAAAUUGAAGUUUCUGUUAAUAAGAAACUAAACAUAGCUCCCAAAGAACAAAGUAAUCCUAAUAAUGAAAAAGAAGAAACCAAGCGAGCAGCUUCAACUAUCAGAGAUCAUAAAGAAGAUUCAAAUGGCAAAAUAAGAGGAUCACCCGAGAACCAUCAAGUAAAAUCCACUAAUGUUGAUAGUGCGCCUCCGAUCAAAAAGAAAUUAUCCUUCGCUGAUUACAAGAAGAAGAUGAAAUAA